Messenger RNA from Manihot esculenta (cassava), 1792 nucleotides. Its product is annotated as transcription elongation factor TFIIS. Gene Ontology annotation, cellular component: nucleus. Gene Ontology annotation, biological process: DNA-templated transcription; transcription elongation by RNA polymerase II. The transcript is spliced from 3 exons. NCBI's taxonomy places the organism in Eukaryota, Viridiplantae, Streptophyta, Magnoliopsida, Malpighiales, Euphorbiaceae. Gene Ontology annotation, molecular function: nucleic acid binding; zinc ion binding. The record is from RefSeq and is a predicted model, not a curated record. Bases 189 to 1217 code for a protein of 342 amino acids.
AUCUCCACGUACCCGUUGCCGUCCUAGAAAAAUAAGCAGGGCAACAGAAACACACAAAGACAAAGCUCAAGCCGGGCAGAGAAACAGAGCGUCGGCGUCUCUCUGCUUCCUGGGGGUGAGUCAACAUAUCGAAUUCCCUCACCAGAUCGUUUUGGCGGAUUUUGAGGGCAAUAGGGAUCUGAGAAUCGAUGGAAAGAGAGCUUGUAGAGUUGUUUGAGGCCGCGAAGAAAGCCGCAGAUUCCGCUGCUAGUGACGGAGUUUCCUCCAAUGGACCGGAGGUGGUGAGGUGUGUAGAUGCGCUGAAACGGCUCAAGAGUUUUCCGAUAACGUAUGAUAUUCUGGUAUCCUCUCAGGUCGGGAAGCGGCUUCGACCUCUCACAAAGCAUCCUAGGGAGAAGAUCCAAACUGUGGCAUCUGACUUGCUAGAGAUUUGGAAAAGGAUAGUCAUUGAUGAGACCACCAGAAAGAAAAAUGGUGUCGUUGAUAAUAAAAGUUCAGGGAAAGCUGAGGUUUCAAAGGUAGAGACCAUUAAAGUUGAGAAGAUUCAAAAAUCAAGCACAGUUAAGGUUGAUAAGAUUGAUCGGGAAGAAAUAAUCAAGGUUGAAAAAAUAUCCAAGGAGGAGAAACAUGCUUCUAAUUCGAAGAAGCCAUCUCAGGUCCCUAUUGCUCCACCAAAGCUUACUACGAUGGUAAAAUGUAAUGAUGCUUUACGUGACAAAGUUCGCGAACUUCUUGUGGAGGCCUUGUCCAAAGUUGCUAGUGAGGUUGAUGAGGAUGCGAGGGAUGAAAUAAGGGCAUGUGACCCAAUCCGAAUUGCUGUAUCUGUAGAAUCUGCUAUGUUUGAAAAGAUGGGUCGAUCAAAUGGAGCCCAAAAGUUCAAGUACAGAUCCAUAAUGUUCAACAUGAAGGAUCCAAAUAACCCUGAUUUGAGGAGAAAAGUACUUCUUGGACUGGUCAAACCAGAGAGACUCAUCACAAUGAGCCCUGAAGAAAUGGCAAGCGAAAAGAGACAACAGGAAAAUAACCAAAUUAAAGAGAAAGCAUUAUUUGAUUGUGAGCGUGGUGGUGGACCAAAAGCCACAACCGAUCAGUUCAAGUGUGGUCGAUGUGGUCAGCGCAAGACCACUUACUAUCAGAUGCAGACUAGGAGUGCUGAUGAACCAAUGACCACGUAUGUAACGUGUGUAAACUGCAACAACCGUUGGAAAUUCUGCUAGUGUGGACUUUGAUGGGACUGCCGGUCUGUGGAGCACAUAUGGAGCUUUUUAUCUGCUAAGCUCCACUUCACUUGUAAUGAAUCAUCAUCAUUGGAUAUCUGGACGAAAGAUCUUUCAUUAGUAUCUAUUUGCUGUAGGGGUAUUUGUCUUCUCAUUUAGGAUUAUGCCAGAUUUUAACAAGGGAACCUUCUUCUCAGCACAUCAAGAUGUGUCAUUUUUCAUUUUUGUUAUGUCUUGUAGGCUUUUUCCUGUUAGUUAUUCAGGAUGGUUCAUACAAGUUAUGACCGUGUGAAGACUUUAGCAGAAGCCUUCCAGCUUCAUAGCGUGCAAUGUUUUUCCAAGCAUACUUGGAUUUGAAAUCAGAGUUGGAGCAGAGUGCGGUGGGACAACGGAGGCUACCCGCAUCUUCGGCGCAUUGAAAUGCUUAAGUUUUAGAGUAGGUGACAACUUGCUUUGUAUUUUAUGUAGAUGGUCUGCGUUAUUGUUUUCUGAAGCUUUCCCAUUAUGUCUCAAAUAGAUGGAUUCUGGUAUUUUUUCAGAAAAUGAAAAUAGACAGCGUGGGCAUGCUUACUAGC